AUGGAGUGUAAAUCAAUUUUGGAUUGGCCAUUGGAUAUCAAGCUAGAUUUCUUAGAGUCUCUGGAUUCAAUUGCAUCCCUAAGGUCGAUUCUUCUAACAUGUCAUAUCUUCUUCGAUAUUUCUCAAACCCAGCUAUGGACUCCCAUUUACACGAAAGUACUCGAGAGAGAUAUUGGUGUCGCAGGUCAAGCGCUUGUAAAAAUGAGAAGAUUCAAAUCUAGAAGGACAGAAGUCGAGUUAAUCGAAGCUCUUCCCACAGUAGAAGACGAAAAGCCGAAAUCACGACAGCUUCAUCUUUCCGAACUAUUGUCAGUCCGUAAACCGGUACGGUUUUUCAGUCAUCUUUUUUUCCGCACUCGGUUUGAAAACCGGAGAAAAAAGUUCAAAAUCGAGGCCAGGCCAGAAGAUAUACUCGCAGAUAUGAAAACAAUCACCGAGUCGGAAUACGCCAGGGUAGAUGAAGCAUACUACACCCUCUGGUUAUACAAAGAACUGAACUAUAAUGUGGAAUUAAGGUCCCUUGAACAAGUUACCGCCAUGAACAACUGGGCGCUCUGGGAAGAAAAUGGGUCUCUUCGAGUUACUCCAGAUAUAGGCAUUUUAAGCCAUGUACUAAGGGUAACGAGUACAGAAAUUAUCUACCCUUACGUGCAACAUUACAACAGGACACUAAGUUUAGAAGAGCUUCACGCAAUUGUUGAUGUCAUUGAAGCUCUAUGCCUAUAUGAGAAACAUGGAGUAGCCUCAAUGCUCAUCACUCGGUUGGGAUUUGAUGGACUGCAAAAAGUGCUAGAAUCUUCAGAGGAACAAAUCCAGAAAACUAUCUCAGAUAUCUAUUGGUACCCUGUCGAAGCCGCCGCACAAGGAGUAACGCCUCCUAACAGUAUAACCCAAUUUCCGAGCCUUAUCACAGAUUUUUGGCGGUAUAUGGAACCAAAUUACAAAGGUGAUACCCGGAGAGUUUGGAAACAGCCUGGUGGGAUAUACAGAACGACAGUCGCACCAUGGAACCAAUACCCACCGUUUGAUAUCACGGCUCUUGUAUGGGACGAUGAGAGAUUGAAAUCUUGGGGGUAUUAUUAUCCAAUAGGUAUGGAUUUGGGAGGAAGCAAGCGUGCGUAUGAUAUGACUCUAGAGGAUCAGAUGUGUACUGAAGAUUGCAGUAUUUUAAGGUGCACUCAGCGGAACCCAGAAGACGAAUUCUCUUGCUUAGGAUGUGGUUUUGAUAUGGCGCACGUCCCCUUGAACAAAAUGAUUGAUUUCUUGAAUGAGGUACUAAUUCGCUCUCGAUACAGAAGCAUGGGACUGCUAGAGUAG
Orbilia oligospora ATCC 24927 is the source of this 1317-nucleotide messenger RNA. RefSeq lists its product as uncharacterized. NCBI's taxonomy places the organism in Eukaryota, Fungi, Ascomycota, Orbiliomycetes, Orbiliales, Orbiliaceae. The record is from RefSeq and is a predicted model, not a curated record. The transcript is spliced from 3 exons. The coding region runs from base 1 to 1317 and encodes 438 amino acids.